Messenger RNA from Echinops telfairi (small Madagascar hedgehog), 5928 nucleotides. It is a transcript of the gene ERCC6, whose product is annotated as ERCC excision repair 6, chromatin remodeling factor. Gene Ontology annotation, molecular function: ATP-dependent chromatin remodeler activity; ATP binding. The transcript has 21 exons. The coding region runs from base 133 to 4749 and encodes 1538 amino acids. Lineage: Eukaryota; Metazoa; Chordata; Mammalia; Afrosoricida; Tenrecidae. Gene Ontology annotation, biological process: transcription-coupled nucleotide-excision repair. The record is from RefSeq and is a predicted model, not a curated record. Gene Ontology annotation, cellular component: nucleus.
AAGCUUUUGCCCCCUUAAAUCAGGAUCUCUGACUUUGUCUGAGUUCCCGGGGCUCAGGGCCACCUCGGGCCUGUUUGAUAGCGAUUGGAAUUCUACCGUGAGUUGUUUGUAAAAGAACCGAUAGUGUGGAGAAUGCCAAAUGAGAGAAUCCCCCACCCUAGUCAACCUCAGGACCAAGACUGUUUACAGAGUCAAUAUGUCAGUGAUGAUGAAGAGAUGGUCAUCAAGCAAGAAAAUGGUGUGCCAGAUACAGAGGUGGAGAAAAGCCUCACCUCUUGCUCCUCCAGUAAUGGGCUGUCCACUUUGUCAGAAACAUGUACGUUGGAACUUCCACGGAAAGGCAUGCUCAUUGGAAGUUCCAAAGACAGGAUACAGAUCGACAGGCGUCAGAUCCAGGCAGUGGACCCAAGCGCUCAGGCCCUUGAACUGCAGGGUUUGGGUGUGGAUGUCUAUGAUCAAGAAGUACUGGAGCAGGGUGUUCUUCAGCAGGUAGAUUAUGUUGUCCAUGAAGCCAGCCGUGCAGCGCAGCUUGCUGAUGCAGAGAAACAGUAUUGGUCAGUCCUGGAUGAUCGAAAGUCAUGUACAGCUUCCCUCAAGCAAGUCAAUAAAAUUAUUGAACAACUUAGCCCUCACGCUUCCACCAGCAGAGACAUCAGCAGGAAACUAGAUUCUGUAAAACGGCAGAAGUAUAAUAAGGAACAACAACUAAAGAAGAUCACAGCAAAACAAAAACAUCUUGAAACCACCCUUGGAAGAGCAGAGGUAAAAGUUGAAAUAGAUUCUGUCAGCGUGGAGGAAGAUGCAGAGCCAGGACCAUCCUGCCUGGGGAGCAUGCUUAUGCCUGCUCAGGAGACUGCCUGGGAGGAGCUCAUCCGCACGGGCCAGAUGACACCUUUUGGUACCCAUAUCCCUCAGAAGUUGGAGAAGAAACCUAGGAAACUAAUGCUCAAUGAAGUAUCAGGCUUUGAAAAGUAUUUGGCAGAUCAAGCAAAACUGUCUUUUGAAAGAAAGAAGCAGGUUUGUAAUAAAAGAACAAGGAGAAAAGCUCAAGUCUCAGCUGCUUCUGAGUUGAAUCUAACACUAAAUGAAAAUAAACAAAACCAGAGAAGAAAAAUUCUCUCAAAAACAGAUAAGUGUUUAAAAAGGCAUAUCAAGAAACUUCAGAAGAGGGCUCUUCAGUUCCAAGGGAAAGUAGGGUUGCUAAAGGGGAAAAAACCACUAGAAGCAGAUAAGAAAGGGGAAGAAGGAGCCUUCCAGAGUGAUGAGUCUGAUUACAUACCCAAGGAAGAGGAGAUGGAAGAAAUGGCUGAGUCCGACCUGUCUGAAAGUGUUGAUUAUGAAUUGAAACCUCUGCGCAGGCGUCAGAAACAGCAGAAAAAAGUCACAGCGCAGGAGAUUGAUGAACAAUUUUCCCCAAGUUCUGAAGAAGAAAUUGAAGCGGCAGAAGGACGUGGGGGAGGUCGUAAAACAGUGAGAUGCCGAGAUGAUGGAGAUGAAGAUUAUUUUAAGCAGCGCUUAAGGAAAUGGAAUAAACUGAGACUACAAGAAAAAGAGCCGUCUCUAAAGCUAGAAGACAGUUCUGAGGACAGUGACGCUGAAUUUGAUGAAGGUUUCAGAAUGCCGGGUUUCCUGUUCAGAAGGCUCUUUAAGUACCAGCAGACAGGUGUUAGGUGGCUGUGGGAAUUGCACUGCCAGCAGGUAGGAGGAAUUCUGGGAGACGAAAUGGGAUUGGGCAAGACCAUCCAGAUAAUUGCCUUCUUGGCAGGUCUGAGCUACAGCAAGAUUAGGACUCGUGGUUCAAAUUACAGGUUCCAGGGUUUGGGUCCAACUAUAAUUGUCUGUCCAACAACAGUGAUGCAUCAGUGGGUGAAAGAAUUUCACACGUGGUGGCCUCCAUUCAGAGUGGCAGUGCUACAUGAUACUGGUUCCUGUGCCCACAAAAAGGAGAAACUAAUUGGAGAUAUUGCUCAUUAUCAUGGAAUUUUGAUCACUUCUUAUUCUUACAUUCGACUGAUGCAAGAUAAUAUUAGCAGGCAUGACUGGCAUUAUGUGAUCUUAGAUGAAGGACACAAAAUUCGAAAUCCAAAUGCUGCUAUAACCCUUGCUUGCAAACAGUUUCGCACUCCACAUCGCAUCAUCUUGUCAGGCUCACCAAUGCAGAAUAACCUCCGAGAGCUAUGGUCCCUCUUCGACUUUGUCUUCCCGGGAAAGUUAGGAACGUUGCCGGUAUUUAUGGAGCAGUUCUCUGUUCCCAUCACCAUGGGGGGAUAUUCAAACGCUUCCCCAGUACAGGUUAAAACUGCCUACAAGUGUGCAUGUGUCUUAAGAGAUACCAUAAAUCCAUACUUACUACGGAGAAUGAAGUCGGAUGUCAAAAUGAGCCUUUCUUUGCCAGAUAAAAAUGAACAGGUUUUAUUUUGCCGUCUUACAGAUGAACAGCAUAAGGUCUACCAAACUUUCAUUGAUUCCAAAGAAGUUUACAGGAUUCUCAAUGGAGAAAUGCAGAUCUUCUCUGGACUUACAACCCUAAGGAAAAUAUGCAACCACCCAGAUCUCUUUUCUGGAGGCCCCAGGAAUCCCGGAGUUCUUCCUGAUGAUGAGUUACAGGAAGAUCAGUUUGGAUACUGGAAGCGUUCUGGGAAAAUGAUCGUUGUUGAGUCCUUGUUGAAAAUCUGGCACAAGCAGGGCCAGCGAGUGUUGCUGUUUUCUCAGUCAAGACAGAUGCUGCAUAUAUUUGAAGUAUUUCUGAGAACCCAAAAGUAUUCCUAUCUCAAGAUGGAUGGUAUGACUACAAUAGCUUCGAGACAACCAUUAAUUACAAGAUACAAUGAGGACACAUCAAUAUUUGUGUUUCUUCUGACCACUCGAGUGGGCGGCAUAGGAGUCAACCUGACAGGGGCAAACAGAGUCAUCAUCUAUGAUCCUGACUGGAAUCCAAGCACAGACACACAGGUCUGUUUAAGAUUCUCGAAAUCAAUCAAGCGUGCACUACCCCCAGCACCCUGUGGGCCUGGAGUGCUGAGCAGGUUGGCAGAAGCAGUGCAUGAGACUGCACUGGCAGGAUGGGCUGGAGUGGUAAGGCGGGAGCGCUCAGAGUUGCCAGUGCUGGGGGCAUGCUGUAGUGACAUACGCUGGCCAGGAGUGGGAGUGGUGCUGGCAGGACUGCAGGGAGCAUACUCAUGCUGUAGAAGUGGGCGGGCAGGCACGGGUACUGGUGGAGGGGUCUUGGGCAACAAAGGACAAAUCUUCAAACAAUUUUUAACAAAUAGAGUGCUAAAAGAUCCCAAGCAAAGGAGAUUUUUUAAAUCCAAUGAUCUCUAUGAGCUGUUUACUCUGACUAGCCCUGAUCCAUCCCAGAGCACUGAGACAAGUGCUAUUUUUGCAGGAACUGGCUCAGAUGUCCAGGCACCCAAACACCGUUUUAAAAGAAAGAUUCAAGCAGCCUCUGGGGUAGACCAUGAUGUUCCAAAAUGCAAAAAAUUACCAGGUGCUAAUAUAGCUGCAAAUAAUGCUGUAUCACCUGAAGAGAAACCUAAGUUUGCAGGAGCUGAAAGACACGCACUGACUUCUGAUAGUGGCGAACCUUCGCCAGGUGACUCUCAAACAAGUAAUCUUCUAGAAAGCAGUGGCACACUUCUAGCAGAGGAAUGUUUGAAGAUAAAUGCCGUUUCUAAACUAGAAGAGCCAUCGGUGAUUAUUGGAAACAAGGAAUUUUCUGAUUAUCCAAGAAUCAGUGAAAUAUGCAGGACACCUGGUGAAGAAAGCAGCCAGCUUCAGACAGCGCCUGUUGAGGAGAAUAAACAAAUGGGGAAUAAUUUUUAUAAGUGCAAGUCAAAAACAAAACAUCAUGAUAUGGUAGAAGAGAAGACACUGGAGAAAUAUCAGAGACAAAAGGAAACGCCAAAGUCUUCUAAGCAUCGCAAAGAUGCCAAAUUUGAAGGGACUCGAAUUCCACAUUUGGUGAAGAAAAGGCAGUACCAGAAGCAAGAGAGCGAGGCACAGGAACGGAACAAUGAUGAUUAUGUAUUGGAAAAGCUUUUCAAAAAAGCAGUUGGUGUGCACAGUGUCAUGAAGCAUGAUGCCAUCGUGGAUGGAGCCAGUGCGGAUUAUGUGCUGGUGGAGGCCGAGGCCACCAGAGUGGCCCAGGAUGCUUUGAGAGCACUGAGACACUCACGUCAGCACUGUCUGGGAGCUGUGUCUGGUGUGCCAACCUGGACAGGCCAACAGGGGAUUUCUGGCGUGCCAGCAGUAGUAAAGAGAAGAUUUGGCCUGAAGAGGAAUUCUAAUGUUUCUGUUAAGAAUCCUUCUUUAACAUCUCCAAAAGAGAAAUACCAGGAUGGCGCUGUGAAAAACGAUCACGCUCGUGAACAUUUUAGUGGAAAAUCAGAGGAUGCUGCCUCUCCAUCCGUGGCUCCCACCUCGUCAUCACUGUUGACUAAAAUGAGAGCUAGAAACCACCUGAUUUUGCCAGAGCGCCUGGAAAGUGAAAAUGUGUCUCUUCCUGAGAUCUCUUCCCCUCUCCUUUCCCUCACGGAACAUGAUGACCUCUUGGUAGAAAUGAGAAACUUCAUUGCAUUUCAGGCCCGAGUUGAUGGCCAGGCCAGCACACAGGAAAUCCUCCAGGAGUUUGAGUCCAAGUUGUCAGUGUCACAAUCUUGUGUGUUUCGAGAACUGUUGAGAAAUCUUUGCACUUUUCAUAGAACUUUAGAUGGGAAAGGGAUUUGGAAGCUUAAGUCAGAGUACUGCUGAGCAACAUGCCUUUUUAAGAAUUUAAAUUGACUUUUUAUAUUAGAAAUUUCUGAUUAUUAAUCUUGUGAUUAAAAAUCAUAUUUGUGUCCACAGAAGUUGGCUGCACCUGGUGUUUACUUUGAAUUACAACUACCUCAUAACUAAAGCUUCAAGGAAAAAGAAUCUCCAAAUUUCAAAGCUAUGAUAACCUGAUUAAGCAGAAAAUACUUGAAGUGAUUCUUUUUCCACUAUGACUUACGUCAACAAUUGGGCCUACCACUUACUCCUUGGAACACGUUUGUGUUUUACCUAAAUAAAAGACUGUAAGGGAGCACAUCAUUGCUCAUUUGGAAGUGUGUGAAACAAAUCUCAAGACUUUUAAAAUAUAUUGGUACUAAAAACAUGUCUUUAAUAUUGACCAUUAUUUUGAUGUAUAAGUUGUAAAUAUUUAAGUUUAUGAUUUGCCACUAAGAAAAGGAUCAGAUUUAUUACCUUUCAAAUGGUCACGGUAAUUGCCUUCCUUCUGAGUUAGUGUUAAAUUGGCAGAUAUCUCUAUCCGUACUGAAUAGAAUAGCUCAAUCAUGAAUAGUAAGAUAAGCAUUUGGUAGAAAGAACCCAGUUUACAAUGCCUUUACUUUAAGGGUGUCUUUCCUCCUCUAAGAGUGACCGUUGAUUAUAAGAAAAGGAUAAUAUAUAUAUAUUUUAAUUGUUUUAAUAAAAACUACAAGUACAAAUAAAACAACUCAUAUACAUGCAUAUACAUCACUCCAGGGCCUACACCCCAGAAGUAUCAUGAAGUGAUCAACAGCCCUCCUCAUUUUUAAAUGUUGAUAGAUGUCCUUAAAUUUAUUUCUUUUUAUUUGUUGAGCUUACUUUUGGCUAAGGAUAACGAUUAUAUGAACGCAUCCUUGUUUUCUUUUAUCUGUGGUCUUCCAUCUUUUGACUUCAUUGUAGACUCUCUUUUGUGUUAGUGGUUUGGUUUUCAGCUGUGUGGCCCUUCUCUGGUUGUUGCUUAUGUGUUUAUAGUUCUGUGUUGGUAGUGUUUUCUUGUUUCCUUAUUGUUAUGUUAUCUUCUCUCCCCCCCUUGUUUUUAUUAUUUUCUUGAAUUCAUUGUAUUGCUUAAAUUUCUGUAUCAGUGACACAAAUUUCUGUACUUAUGUUUUCUUUAGCUUGAUAUCAUCUGUAUUAUGUUUACUUUCA